Messenger RNA from Moneuplotes crassus, 502 nucleotides. Lineage: Eukaryota; Ciliophora; Spirotrichea; Euplotida; Euplotidae. The record is from the annotation of a GenBank genome assembly.
AUUUAAGAAUAAGUUGAAGAUAUGAACUGGCUUUGUAUUUGAGGAAGAAAACAAGUUAAGGAAAAUUGUAUUAAGAGGAAGAGAGAUGACCUUGAGUGGGAGGAUGGGAAGAAGGAUGAUGGGAAGAAAGAUGAUGGGAGUAGGAAGGAAAAGGCAAGGAGGAAGAAGAAGGGUGUUAAGGGGAGGAGUAAGCGCUCCACCAAGCAUACAAAAACAUCCAACAGUUUCAAACAAGACAGUAAAGCCAGCUUAACAACUGAUUCCAAGCCAAACAUACAAUAUGGGGUAUUAAACGAGACAAGAGAAGAGUCUGGCAUGUCAAAAGAGCAAAGGAGAAAGGUGUUUAAGAAGAAGAUCAGAAAAGUGAUGAAGAAGUGAAGUGAUCAGGAUGUGGUGAAUUUGUCAGAUCCGGCGAUAUCGUACAAUCCCAAAUUCAAUUUUAAGGAUAUUGAUAUAGAAUAGAUAAUGCAAGCAUUUCUGUCAAAUUUAAAAUGAGUGCUGA